Molecule: messenger RNA, 941 nt
Organism: Sphaeramia orbicularis (orbiculate cardinalfish)
Lineage: Eukaryota; Metazoa; Chordata; Actinopteri; Kurtiformes; Apogonidae
Product: gap junction beta-2 protein-like
Exons: 6
Coding region: 122-895 (257 amino acids)
Biological process (GO): cell-cell signaling; gap junction-mediated intercellular transport
Cellular component (GO): connexin complex
Molecular function (GO): gap junction channel activity
Source: RefSeq, a predicted model, not a curated record
GCUGAUUAGUUGGAUUUCGAUGAUGCCGGCACUGAUGUGAAUGUGAGCUGUCACUUUGUUUUCAUCCUGGACACAAUGCGGAAUAUUUGUCUGCAAGUAACCUGACUCUUCACACCCAAGGAUGUCCUGGCCUGCUCUGUACACUCAGUUAGUGGGGGCGAACCGUCACUCCACCAGCCUGGGCAAAAUAUGGCUGUCUGUGCUGUUUAUUUUCCGGGUUAUGGUGCUGGUUGUGGCUGCUGAGAGCGUCUGGGGUGACGAACAAUCUGACUUCACCUGCAACACACUCCAGCCGGGCUGUGAAAACGUCUGUUACGAUCAGUUCUUUCCAGUCUCUCACAUCCGUCUCUGGUGUCUUCAGCUCGUCUUCGUCUCCACACCAACUCUCCUGGUCGCCAUGUACGUCGCUUAUCGUAACCAUAAGGAUAAGAAGAGGCUCCUACAGGGUUCCAGUAGAAGUUUUCUCUCCAGUAAGGAUCAGGAUGCAGAGAUGGAGACUCUGAAGAAGCGGAGGCUUCCCAUAGCUGGCGCCCUCUGGUGGACGUACGCCUUCAGUCUGGUGUUCAGGCUGCUGUUUGAAGGAGGCUUCAUGUAUGCCUUGUAUGUGGUGUAUGACGGAUUCCAGAUGCCACGGCUGGUGCAGUGUGACCAGUGGCCGUGUCCUAACCUGGUGGACUGUUUCAUCUCACGUCCCACAGAGAAAACCAUCUUCACUGUUUUCAUGGCCACUGCGUCCUCCAUCUGCAUGGUCCUUAACAUGGCCGAACUUGCUUAUCUAAUCGCCAAGGCUGUCACUAGAGCCCUCUGUGGUCAGAGCGAGAGGAAAACAUCCAGCAAAGCCAGCAGAGAGAGAAUGCAGAAUAAAACAAACCAGAAGUUGCUUGUCUCAAACUGAGGAAGAAAAGACAUUCAAAGACACUUUAAAGCUACGUUAAUAAAAA